AUGAAAGCGAUAUACCUGAUUGCCCUAAUGUCAGCCGCUACAACCAAUCCCAUCGGCCCCCUCGAAGAGGAUGUGCAGAACGUCGAGCAAAGACGACCCCUAACGGACAAGAAUUUUGGUAACCUCCACGUCUAUGUUCAGCACGCCGCCGCCGCGUAUUGCAACGUGGGCAAGAGGACGGGCGAUCUCAUCAAAUGUAAGGGCAGUUGCCCUGGCAUUAAGAGUGACAGAGUAACGAUCUCUGCCUCCUUCCUUGGAUCCUGGACCGGCAUCGGUGGUUACGUCGCUCUCGACCAUGCCCGCCGCGAAAUCGUCCUCGUCUUCCGCGGCAACAACAACAUCCGCAACUUCAUCACCGACAUUCUCUUCGUCUGGCAGGACUGCGACCUUGUCCACGAAUGCAAGGUGCACUCCGGUUUUGCGAAGGCCUGGGAAGAAAUAUCUGACGCCGCCACCCGAGCUAUCAGCGUCGCUCGUUGCUCCCACCGUAAAUACAAGAUCGUCAUCACCGGCCACUCGCUUGGCGGCGCUGUCGCCACCCUCGCAUUCGCCUACCUCCGCCGCAGGGGCUUCGCAGCGGAUCUGUACACCUUUGGCGCCCCGCGCGUAGGUAAUGACCAUUUCUCCAACUGGAUGACCAGCCGGCCUGGUGGCCAAUGGCGCGUUACUCACCGUAAUGACCCUAUCCCCCCGUCUGCCUCCCAUCUUCGUCGCUACCGCCACAUAUCCCCUGAGUAUUUGCUCACGGGUAGCUUUGUAUGGAAAAAUGACUCACUCGUCGACGAGGUGCGGCGUUGUGGCGGCAUUGCGAACACGGCCUGCAAUGGCGGCACAUUUGGCCUCAAUUUAAUCUCCCACCUCCACUAG
Molecule: messenger RNA, 867 nt
Organism: Purpureocillium lilacinum
Lineage: Eukaryota; Fungi; Ascomycota; Sordariomycetes; Hypocreales; Ophiocordycipitaceae
Source: RefSeq, a predicted model, not a curated record